CACCACCUGCGACUUAUUAGAAUUAAGAACUCCUCACAUAAAAGCAUUCGAUUUGUUUCCAUCUUCCCUUACUGCAACACUCCAAUCACUAAAAGAAGAAGACCUUGCACUGAAAAUCUGGCUUGUUUCCCAAUUUAGGGACCGCCAACGAGCAAACCAAAGCUCUUCUCGGAAUAGAUUCGGCCGAUGCGAGCGGCCCACGAGCCGCACGUGCAUCCUGCCGGCGCUAGCUCCCCUCGCACUUUGCUUCCUCCCACCAACCGUCCGACGAACCUCUCCACCGGCCAGAGAGAGGAAACAGCCGUGAAAUCUGAACAUAUUUAGAGAGAAGAAGGAAAUAGAGGUAUGGUUUCGUAUUUGUACGCGUUUGUUUACCUGGUGGGUGUAGUAGCGGCGGCGGCUUUGGCUUUGCUUGUGGCGUUCCAGGAGCGGCUGGUGUAUGUUCCGGUGCUUCCGGGGCUAAGUAAGUCCUACGCCAUCACCCCUGCUCGGCUACGGCUUGCCUACGAGGAUGUCUGGCUUCACUCUGCUGAUGGCGUUCGCCUCCAUGGGUGGUUCAUCAAGAUCUUUGCCGACUGCACAGGUCCUACUAUUCUGUUUUUCCAAGAAAAUGCUGGCAAUAUUGCUCAUCGUCUUGAAUGUGUUCGCAUCAUGAUUCAGAGGCUCCAAUGUAAUGUUUUUUUGCUAUCUUACCGAGGAUACGGAGCUAGCGAUGGUGAUCCAUCUCAGCAUGGCAUUAUCAUGGAUGCUCAGGCAGCAUUGGAUCAUCUCUUCCAAAGAAGUGACAUUGAUACGUCAAAAAUAAUUGUCUUUGGAAGAUCACUAGGAGGUGCUGUGGGGUCAGCCCUUGCAAAAAACAAUCCUGAUAAGGUUUCCGCUCUUAUAUUGGAAAAUACUUUUACUUCUAUCCUGGAUAUGGCUGGAGUUCUGUUGCCCGUCCUCAAGUGGUUUAUAGGUGGCGGUGCUUCCAAGGGUCCGAAAGUUCUUAAUUUUCUUGUCCGCUCACCUUGGAGUACCAUUGAUAUUAUCGGACAGAUCAAACAGCCAAUUCUGUUCCUCUCUGGGUUGCAAGAUGAGAUGGUUCCUCCAUCACACAUGCAAAUACUUUAUGAAAAAGCAGCUGAGAAUAAUUCACGGUGUCUUUUCAUUGAUUUUCCUAAUGGCAUGCAUAUGGACACGUGGCUCUCAGGUGGCGAUCGUUAUUGGAGGACCAUUCAGCUAUUCUUCGAUCAAUAUGUUCUACAGACCAUAGACUCUGAGAGAAAGUUAUUGGAACGGAAUAGUUCAUGACGAAGAAGAGUGGAGAUACUGAAGGUUAUUAUAUUAUAUUGCUGCACUAUAUAUUUUUCUUUCUUUCUUUCUUCUUUUUUUUUUUGGGAGGUUUUCUGUCUUAAUAAAACAGAAGUUUUUAGUUCUGGCUUUUAAGCUCAUUUUAAUCAUAUUUAUAGAUCAAAUUUUAGGAACAAUUGUUUUAGUUGCUCGCUCAAUAUGGAUAAAAAUCCUAUACCAAUUUUGUUGCAGAAAUUAUAUGUGGAGGUCUCAAAAUGGUGACUCGUCUUGUUUUGUUUUUGUAGUUGGUGUCCGUGCAAUAGUAAUU
Molecule: messenger RNA, 1597 nt
Organism: Phalaenopsis equestris
Lineage: Eukaryota; Viridiplantae; Streptophyta; Magnoliopsida; Asparagales; Orchidaceae
Product: protein bem46-like
Exons: 7
Coding region: 346-1290 (314 amino acids)
Biological process (GO): proteolysis
Cellular component (GO): membrane
Molecular function (GO): palmitoyl-(protein) hydrolase activity; serine-type peptidase activity
Source: RefSeq, a predicted model, not a curated record